AUGGAUGGUGACGGGCUUCCCAGUAUUUGCGAGCAGUGUCUUGCAGCAGGCGACAUUCGCAUGACUCGGGUACCUCAUGGUGCGGAAUGUAAAGUUUGCACGCAGCCGUUCACGUUGUACCAUUUCAAAGUGGGUGGGCAGCGAAGACCUACGAAGACGUUGGUAUGCCGUGGGUGUGCGGAGCAGCGGAACAUGUGCCAGUGUUGUAUGCUGGAUCUGACGUGGCAUGUGCCGAUGCAACUGCGUGAUGAAAUUGUGUCCUUGGUGCAAGGCACGGAUGAGUCUACUGUGGAAGGGUCGAACGACAUGGUCAAGCGGUUUCUAGCGUUGAAGAAGGGGAAGCUUGGCGGAGCGCAGUUCACUGGUGAUUCGGGGAAACUUGGCGAGCUAAUUUCGAGGCUGCGUGAGGUUGUUGGGAGCCCAGCUUCUGCAAAACAGCUGACGACGACGGGGACGACGACGGGGACGACGCCGGCGGCGGCCGGCGUGAUGGACACAGAAGGAAAGUUGCCGUUUGCUGGUGGUCUCGCCACCGCUGAUACACGUUCGUUUUUCAUCUACGGAAUAGAUCCUAGCCUGGCCGAAUGGGAGAUUGCGGACGCCAUCUCUCAGCUGGUACAUACAACGGACUGGCAAGAUCGUAGCACCGUCGCAAUCGUAGUGCGCCAUGAGGCCCGAUGCGGAGGCGUGCGCUUUAAGAAUGAGGACCUGGCUCGCUCCUUUGUAACUGUUCUUGACAAAUUCCAAUCACAGAGUGCCUUGCAGAGGGGUGUGUUUCGCAUUCGCCACUUUAGGAUGCAUGUAGUCGAUUGGCCUAACUUUAAUGUCGCCGCGCUCGGAACCAAGACUAAACAAUGGCUGCAGAUAGCCAGAAUCGUAAACACAAUUAUGCAAGCAGACAUCGUCGCCAGCACCAAAGACGUUAGUGGACCAUCUGAGGCUGCUGGCUCGAGCGGCAAGGUGAUCAAGAGACGCAAACCCCCUAAAAAGAUUAAAAAAAGUAAAAGGCUGGCUGGUUUGGAACUCUGA
Molecule: messenger RNA, 1029 nt
Organism: Eremothecium cymbalariae DBVPG#7215
Lineage: Eukaryota; Fungi; Ascomycota; Saccharomycetes; Saccharomycetales; Saccharomycetaceae
Gene: ECM2
Product: Pre-mRNA-splicing factor ECM2
Exons: 1
Coding region: 1-1029 (342 amino acids)
Cellular component (GO): U2-type catalytic step 2 spliceosome; Prp19 complex; U2-type catalytic step 1 spliceosome
Molecular function (GO): U6 snRNA binding; pre-mRNA binding
Source: RefSeq, a predicted model, not a curated record